Messenger RNA from Lingula anatina, 1934 nucleotides. RefSeq lists its product as uncharacterized. The record is from RefSeq and is a predicted model, not a curated record. Lineage: Eukaryota; Metazoa; Brachiopoda; Lingulata; Lingulida; Lingulidae.
GCGAAAUUUCCAUUUUGCUCUACAUAAAUAGCAAUUUCCACAACAACAUCGUAUUCUAAAAUAUAAAUCAAGCUUCAAUACACAAAAUAAAACAAGUCGGAGAUUCUGUGCAUUUUGAAAAUUGCUGAUCAAAAGACUUAUCCUUUUAAUUAAAAAGUGCGAUGUGUAACGAUGACAAAGAACUAUCCAGAACAUAAAAUCAAUAAUAAUCUGAAAUCAGUAUACAAAAUAGUCAGAAAUAACGUGAUUUUAUCAAAUAUGCAACAGCAGAAAAUGUUCCGAAAUAACGGGAAAUUUAAAGAUUUAGUAAACAAACAAAAAUGCUAUGAUUUUGUCAGAUAAAAAAAACAAAUAUUAAAAAAUUUUCUGAAAAUGGUCAAACAAAGUGUGGGGGGAAAUGCUGUGAAUUUCCCUGACCCAAUUUUGGAAAAUACUAGAACUUUUAAAAAUAUUUUGUUUUUUAAAGAAUAGAUUUACUGCAAUUCUUAAAGUAUUUCCCGGUAUUUGUGUCCAUUCACUCCAAUGUACAGUUUUUCUUGUUAUGCUCGGAUAAUGUCUAUAUAUUUCCCGUCAUUUCCUAUCAAACUUUCUCAAACAUGCUAGAUCAAAUUCUGAUGAUAUUUUUUUAUAUUGGGAUAUUAGCUAAGCAUGUCGCUUAGUAGGUAAGUCACCCACUGAAGUCAUAUUUACAUGAAUUACGUUUCUAAAUCUGUCUACCUGGAUACUGUCAAACAAUCCAUAAAGCUGACGUUGUUGCAUCUUCCACGCCAGUACUAAAUUAAAACAAAUAGUUGAACCAUUUAUGUAUUCUAAAACCUUUACACAUAUUAUAUUUAGCAUACACUGGCAUCAAUCUCCCUACUUUAAAACCAAAACAGGUCACAGUAUCGUAAACAUUAUACGAUAAAAACUUGAAAAUUUUUUGUCAGAAAACGAUUCCCUGCAGAUGUUAAUUCUUUCACUUUGAAAAUUUAUUCAAACUUGAAAACGGGCCCCUCCAAAAUUUUGAAAACUUUUUCUACCAAUAUGGCCGUGUCGGACUCGCACAUUUUUAAAUAUUAAAUAAUUUUUAUGGGACGGAAUUCCCAAGUUUUCACCGUAGACCCAUCCCAGUGACACCUGUUCAGGACACACAGCCCACAUACACUUAUUUACUGAAUACUGAACUAAAUCUUAAUCUACGUCACGCAAUAAAACAUAUUGACUGUUCACAAGGCAAGAUGAAGACGUUGCUGUUUUUUCUGGCUGUAGUAGCCGCUGCUUUUGGUGCAGUAACUAUUCGUGACUGCAAAACCAAUGAUGACUGUAAUGAUGGUGAAUGCUGUGUACCAGAGUAUAGAUACCACAUAGUCAGCAAGAGGGUUCUACCUGACCUGCCUUUCCUGUCUAAACGAGAGGGCAGAUGUGAGGCCUAUAUUCAAAAAGGGGCCUCCUGUCACAGACAAUGGAUUGCCUACUGUGGCUGUGCCCCUGGUCUGGUCUGCAAUUACUACCCAUACGGCAAGAGCAAGAGAAUGUUCACCAUCAGGCCAGGGAAUUCCUUCUGUGAGGAAGGACCAAUUGAUGGCUAAGCAGAAAAAAAACUCCUAGAUUCGACUACCAGCUGAAAAGAGUUGCCACCAGAACUGUUGUUUUGGACAAUUUUCAAUAAGAAUAUCAAAAAUAAACAAGGCAGUAAAGCUGUCAAAUGGACUGAAAAAAGCAGAUAAUGAUGCAUAAACAAGGGUUAUUGUGCUAAUUUUGAUGCAAUAAAACAUUAUGCUUAACAGAAAAGUCAACUACAAAUUUUAUUUAUGCACAACAGGAAACACAGAUGUUAGGCACAUGUAGCUAGUUCAGAGUUGAAUCUUAAAAAUGAUAUGUGAAAAAUUAACUUUCAUGAAAAGUUGCAUAAUUUCAAAAUAAAUAAAUCAACAAGGCGGCAAAGCUGUCAA